Molecule: messenger RNA, 1548 nt
Organism: Ixodes scapularis (black-legged tick)
Lineage: Eukaryota; Metazoa; Arthropoda; Arachnida; Ixodida; Ixodidae
Exons: 14
Coding region: 1-1548 (515 amino acids)
Biological process (GO): proteolysis
Molecular function (GO): metalloendopeptidase activity
Source: RefSeq, a predicted model, not a curated record
AUGGUCACGGGCAGAUAUGUGCAUCUGAUUUUCUUGAAAACGGUGACUUUAGGCGACCGAUUGCGGGACAAGUUCAGUCUGGCGAUCGAUCAUUUUCAGUUGAAACUACAAGAUGCCGAUCUCAUGAAGAAGAGGGUUGUAUAUCCACGUUUAAUAGAGUCCCGGGAUUCCGAUAGUGAGCUGACGCUGUUCAUCAGUGAUGAAGUCACUCUAUCUCUACAACCAGUGGACAUUUUUCCGGAUGAGUUUCUCUUGCAGUAUCACGAAGGGGACACUCCGGUCAAGGAAUAUAUUAAGGGAGCGGACCUUAGAAAAAUGGUAUAUGAUGAUAAGGAUCAAAGGGCAGCCGUAUUUCUUGACAGAGAUAAUGGACUUCGCGUGGAAGGAAUCAUCCUCGAUUCACUAAGAAUAAGACCAACUCUCCCUCUUGAGGUAUCGAAUACUGCAUCUAUUGCUCACGAACUUUUUGAGGUUGAAGAGCCCUUUCCAAAUACACGUGACGACUUUUUUGCAGUACCGGAACAGCAGCUUGUUCAACUCAACACGCAGAGGAAUCCACACGGUGGUCUUCCAAACGAGGUACACCCAGAAUUGUUUCUCUUGGUGGAUACCACUAAGCACAAGACCCUAACAAAGAAGGUCAAAGUGGCAGCGUACGCUGCUGUAACAGUAGCUGCAGCAAACAUACGAUACUCCACCAUGACCAACCCAGCAGUCAUACUUAGACUUUGUUCUGUCGAAAUCAUGUCGAAGAAACUAAAAAAUAGGUUGUAUCACUUCUUGCUGUCCACAACUACAAAAUAUCUCGAUGUAAAUGCUACAAUUUAUGAACUUGUAGAGGAAGUAAAAUACGACAAAUACAAGAACUUCGAUAUUGUUAUCUUGUUAACAGAGCGAAAAUUGGCAAUACAAGCUGGGAACAGGAUGGAUACAUCACUAGAAGGUGUGGCCUUUACAGGCUCUGCGUGCACGAAAUCAAGAGUAGGAAUUGUAGAAGACACUGGCUUUACUCUCCAUGGACUUACCGCCUUUGCGCAUGAAGUCGGACACAUACUUGGCUGCCCUCAUGACGGGAGCCCAGCACCAAGGAAUCUGCCAAAGGCUCCAGGAUCAGAAACAUGUUCAAACGACCAAGGGUUCGUAAUGAGCUCAACAAUGAGCGUCGGUAAUCAUAACAAGAAUAUAUAUCGCCUAUCGAGCUGCUGUCAAGCCAAUAUUCGGCAUGUUCUCACACUUGACCUAUUUAAAUGCCUCUUACAAGACACACACAUAGUUAAGGAAGAAAUCAAACUACCAGGAUAUUUUAUAAGUGCAAACGAUACUUGUAAAGAAAGGCUUAAAAAGAGGGGAGAUGGCGGAUAUCAUAAUGGAGCCGAUCAGGAUAACUUGCUGCAACAUUGCAUUCUUGCUUGUGCUACUCCUCCUGAUGAAAAAGGAACUUAUUGGGUGGCUAAUGCCACGGCACCCGAUGGAACACUUUGCAGUGAUAAACAAUCUCAACAGGAAAAGGUGAGAGUCUGUAAAGCUGAAGAAUGUGUUUCAGUGUAA